UUGUGAAGAUGCCGGUGGGGAGCUCGGCUCUGAACGGUCAGUGCAGUGAGCGUUGAGGCCGUUGGUAUGUCGCUGUUCCGCUGUUGCCGAUCGUUGGGGAUUUUACUGCAGUUACAGGCGGUCGGUCGAAGGCCUUCCUUAAUUGGGAGGUGUGUCCGGAGUGUCAGCACUGAGGCUGGAGGCUCGUAUCGCUGCUAUGGCCUGAGUCACCGGCAGCUGCUGCGGCUCCAGGGCCGGGACACCGGCCCCUUCCUGCAGGGUCUCAUCACCAACGACGUCGAGGACGUGGUGAGCGGGCGCCGGGAGGCAAUCUACUGUCAUCUCCUUAACUUGCAGGGGAGGACAUUGUUUGAUGUGAUUCUGUACAGGUUACACAAAAGCCAAAAUGAAGAGCCAUCCAUUCUCCUGGAAUGUGAUGCCACAUUACUUGAUGCUAUUCAGAAGCAUUUUAAAGUUUAUAAAAUUCGAAGGAAAGUGGAGAUAUCCCCUUGUCCCGAGCUUUCCCUGUGGACAGUGCUCUCAUUGGAACCGUCAGCCAAAGCUGGCAGUGCUUUAGAAGUAAAUGCAAAGAAAGUGGUGGUGUGCACCCGCGAUCCUAGGACUGAUGCCAUGGGAUGGCGAUUAGUAUUGAGCAAAGUCGACGAUCCUUUGGCCGUUGUCCCAGGAAGUCAUCUAGGAGAUAUCCAGGACUACCAUAGAUAUCGGUAUCAAAUAGGAAUUGCUGAAGGUGUGAAGGACCUUCCAUCUGGAGAAGCAAUACCUCUGGAAUCCAAUCUAGUUUAUAUGAAUGGAAUCAGUUUCACUAAAGGCUGUUACAUUGGGCAAGAGUUAACAGCUCGGACUCACUACACAGGUGUGAUUAGGAAAAGAUUGAUGCCAAUACAACUGGACAACCCCUUACCACCUGGCAGUGUUCCUGAAAAGGCACAGAUUGUGACUGAAUCUGGAAAAUCAGCUGGAAGGCUCAGGAAUUAUACCGGUGAUGUUGGCUUAGCCAUGGUUCGACUGGCCUUUGCAAAUGAACCACUUCACCUGCGAACAAAGGGCGAUGCUCACGUAUCGUUGAAGGCAUCAGCUCCAGAUUGGUGGCCAACUGAUGAAAAUAAAUGAAAAAAUGUUUUGUAUUGAAAACCACACUUGGUGGCAAGGUAUUUUCCUAAAUAAACAAUUGGAUUUGUGAAAGCUUUUUUGAGUUUUCAUUAACCCAGUAUUGCAGUUUCGCCUUCUGAUUAUUCUCUGGAACUCUCCUGGCAGUUUGCUGGGAUGAAUGUCUAAAAGGAACAUGAUUUAGUUGUCUGCAGGAAUCUUAUUUGAAACCUCUUAAGAACUGGUUUUAAUUUUGAAACCAUUUGAGCAAUGUAAGUGCUAACCAGUGGAAAUGUAUUAAUAUGUGAAGAAUGGAAUAACUACAUUUCACAUGGAUAGUAAUAUUGCUAGUUUUCACUUGUUUAUGUGAUGACCAUUAUUUUGUACCAUUAUUUGUUCUCUGACCAACUGACUCUGAGAUCCAGGGCCUGACCUUGAGCCCCAGCUGAGAACAGCAGCAGGCGGUUGCUAAAGUUAGCAGUGCUGCCCUGUGUGCUUGCUCUCUGGCUCCAUCCUGCCUUGUAGGGGAGGGAAUGAUAGGGCUGUGUUAACUAAUCCCAGUCACUGUUCUUCAACUCAUGUCCAGUCAGCCUGUCAGUUCCAAGAGGUGGUAGGAAUCAGCUUGGCUGUGUGGAGUCAGCCUUGUGUAUGCAGAUCAGGAGUCUAAGCCUACAUGGAGCACAUUGUCCUCUGUCCUCUUCCUGAUCGCAGCAGCAGUCACAGGUUGUCUGGUAGAAAUUUUCCUUUGCAAGGUGGCUGGCUGCAAGAGUGGCUUUCAAAAUGUGAAAGUAUUAAGAUAGUAUACCUCUGUUUUGAUGCUCCCCCCCUCCGUGUAUAGGCAUCUUUGAAGGUAGAAAGCCUCUGAUCCUCCAGCCUUGACCCAACUUCUGAGUAUUAAUUAGUGCAUCCAAGUAAAACUCACUGAGUGAUUGUUUCCUAUAUAGGGUGAGCCUUUGACCACUGUUUGAACUUAAUGGUGGGAAAAAUCCAGACCUAAGCUUCAGGAAAAGGAGUAGAACAUUUAACCUCUUGUGCCUGCCUUGCCAUUUUAGAUUAUGGCUGAUCAUCUGCCUCGAUGUCUUUUGCUGCAAUUUCUCUAAAUAUCUUCGAUGUCUAGAAAUCCAUCCAUGUCUUUUUAUGAACAGAAUUAACUGACUACCCUUCAGCGCUCUGGGGCGUAGAAUUCCAAAGAUUCGUUAUCUCUUGAGUGAAGAUAUAUCUGUAAUUUUAGACAUAAAUGUGUCUCUGCUAAUUAUGAGACUCUGUCUCCUAGUUUGUCACUCCACUCCAAGCCAUAAGAAAACAUUUCUUUUACAUACGUCCUAACCCAUCCCUCAUGAAAAAUAAUCUUUUAUUGUAAAUGAGAGAAUAGAGGCUCAGUAAAGUUUCUGCAACCUCCCCAUGCAAACAGACACUCCUUUGGAAUUAGUCUGCUGGAUCUCCGCUGCAUAUUCUCUUUAGUGAGUAUAUCCUCCCUUGUGUAAGGGAACCAAAACUGUGCACAACACUCAGCUGUGGUUCACCCAGCAUUCUAUUCAAUUGCGGCAAAAUCUUUACUCCUCUGUUCUAACUCUCUGCCGGUGAAGGCCCAACAUAUCAUUUGGUUCCUAAUUGCUUGCUGCCCCAGUAUAUCAGCUUUUGCUGAUUUGAACAACUUUUUUUGUACAUAUGUUUAUUUAUAAUUGGUCAUUAAUCUCUCUGACUGUGGGAACCAAAAAAAUUACAUACUCAGUCGAGUUGGUCUUUUGAGAUUGCCUGAGUACAUUGACGAAAUAGAAUGAAGGAACAGAAAUUGCCUUCCUAACUUGGCUGUACCUGGAAUUUCUUGGUGAUAGUAACUGACAAAAAUAUAAAUUGAUUUGAGCAUAAGAUCAUUUGAAAACUUAAUGUUGUACAUUGUUGCUGACUCAGACAUGCAAUAUUAAUGUGACUGGACACAUUUUCCCCAUCUGCUUACGGAAAGCAACAGAUUCCAGACCUGAUUAGUUUCCUGAGUUACAAUAUUAAUUUUUCCCUUAAUUCUUCUUUGGCCCCCUUCCUCCCCCACCAACUACCAGCACCACCCAAUGGAUAGGAAACAUUAUAGCACAUGAUUGCUAGUAUCAAUGUCAGAAUGGUAGCUUAAUGUUUUAUACUUGGGAUGCCUUGCUAGAAGGGAAACUACUGAGUUCUGUCCAGUCAUGUUAAAAGACCAUUGACAUGAAACACUUUCUCUGCUGUCAGACGAGCUGAAUACCUAUGACAUUUUCUUUUUUUUUGUUACCUCCUCUGACCUGCUGAUUUAUUCACAAGGUCAUGUUGAUUAAUUUGAUACUUGGAUGUCAUAUAUGUGCUCUCAUCUUUCUGAUAUCUCAAACGUUUACUUCCGUGAAUGUGAGAGUAUUGUGCAUUUGAUUCUGGAAUAUCACAUGGUAGCUGUCAGAAUAAUGGUGGCCCAGACUUGGCAUUCUGUGAAGGAGAUGAUUAUACACUCCCUCCUCAUUCCUAUGUUUUUCUUUCCUUGGAAGUUGUUUACUGUAGUAACAUGAGUGAAUGCUUGAUACAUCUAUGAUGAUCCAUAUAUAUGGGGUGAAUGGAUUCCUCUGUGCUGCACUGUGCUUGCUUUUGAUCCCAUAUUCCUUGAGGUAACUUCCGAUAGAACAUGGAACCGUAAAACAAAACAGCGCAGAACAGACCCUUCGUCCCAGAAUGUUGCACCGAGCUGUAAACUAAUCUAAACCCAUCCCCCUACAUUAUCCCAUCAUCAUCCAUAUGCUUAUCUAAGGACUGUUAAAUGCCCCUAGUGUGGCUGAGCUAACUAUAUUGGCAGACAGGGCAUUCCACGCCCUUACCACUUUGAGUAAAGAACCUGCCUCUGACACCUGUCUUAAAUCAAUCACCUCAAUUUGCAGCUAUGCCCCUCGUACGAGCCAACGUCCUCAUCUGAGAUGAGCAUAAUAUAUAUAAGUUACCACCAGAGCCACCUUCAAAGCAAUUGGCCUUACUUUAGAAUUCAACCGGACAGUUUCAGUUUUAACAUCCAUAAAUGUUAAAGAUGGGCAUUUUUGAUCCCCCCCAGAUCUAACAUUUAUACUAUGGAUGUUGACUGAAAUGUAAUGUUAAAACUGAUUAAAUGUUGCACGUCUCA
Messenger RNA from Hemiscyllium ocellatum (epaulette shark), 4213 nucleotides. RefSeq names its product iron-sulfur cluster assembly factor IBA57 (gene iba57). The record is from RefSeq and is a predicted model, not a curated record. NCBI's taxonomy places the organism in Eukaryota, Metazoa, Chordata, Chondrichthyes, Orectolobiformes, Hemiscylliidae. Gene Ontology annotation, molecular function: protein binding. The transcript is spliced from 3 exons. Bases 67 to 1110 code for a protein of 347 amino acids. Gene Ontology annotation, cellular component: mitochondrial matrix.